Sorghum bicolor (sorghum) is the source of this 1243-nucleotide messenger RNA. RefSeq names its product syntaxin-81. The record is from RefSeq and is a predicted model, not a curated record. NCBI's taxonomy places the organism in Eukaryota, Viridiplantae, Streptophyta, Magnoliopsida, Poales, Poaceae. Gene Ontology annotation, biological process: retrograde vesicle-mediated transport, Golgi to endoplasmic reticulum. Gene Ontology annotation, cellular component: SNARE complex; endoplasmic reticulum; membrane. Bases 192 to 1145 code for a protein of 317 amino acids. The transcript has 7 exons.
CCGCCCGAUCCGACGCGCUGGAUUGCCGGCGACCGGGCGUUGUCGAUCCGAAGUGCAGCAGUCGGCUCUUCCUGCAGAUCCCCUGCGCUUGCGUCCCAUAAUUGCACGACCUGCGCAUCUCGCCAGCUCAAGAGCAUCCGUGGAUCUGACCGGAAGAGGCCGCGGCUGCUGCUGCUGCUGCUCCCUCGGCGAUGUCGAGGGUUCGGGACAGGACGGAGGACUUCAAAGAGGCCGUCCGAGUCGCCGCGCUCUCCCAUGGAUACACGGAGGCCCAACUGGCCGCGCUCAUGUCGUCUUUCAUCAUCCGGAAGCCGUCGCCCAAGUCAGCGUUCACUAAUGCCGCGAUCAAGACGCUUGAGAGCAUCAGGGAACUCGAGAGAUUCAUAGUGAAGCAUAGGAGGGAUUAUGUGGACCUGCAUCGCACUACCGAGCAAGAGAGGGAUAACAUUGAGCAUGAAAUUGGUGUUUUUGUAAAAGCAUGCAAGGAACAGAUUGAUAUCCUGAAGAAUAGGAUCCAUGAAGAAGAGAAGAAUGGAAGUGGAAAGACAUGGCUUGGCACUAGGGAUGAGAGUUCCCGGUUGGACUUGAUAGCUCAUCAGCAUGGUGUGGUUCUAAUUUUGAGUGAGCGUCUCCACUCGGUAACUGCACAAUUUGACCGUCUUCGGUCCAUGCGUUUUCAAGAUGCUAUUAACAGAGCAAUGCCAAGGAAGAAGAUUCUGAAGAGACCUGAAAUCAAACCUGCUGAACCGUCGAAGUCCAAUCUUGUUCUAAAAUCUGAUGUAUCAAAGAUUGUAGAUCAGGAAGUAUCCCCAGCACCUAUGAGAGUUCAAGAGCAACUUUUGGAUGAUGAAACAAAAGCCCUUCAGGUGGAGUUGACAAGUCUUCUUGAUGCUGUCCAAGAAACGGAGACAAAGAUGAUAGAAAUGUCAGCACUUAAUCAUCUUAUGUCAACACAUGUUCUACAACAAGCUCAACAGGUUCAGUAUUUAUAUGACCAGGCUGUUGAAGCUACAAAUAAUGUGGAGCGUGGGAACAAGGAACUAUCCCAGGCAAUCCAGCGCAACAGCAGCAGUAGAACCUUUCUCCUCCUCUUCUUCUUUGUUCUCACUUUCUCCGUUCUUUUUCUUGACUGGUACAACAACUGAAAUAGUAUACGAAGACGUAUUUGUGGGAAAUGAUCAAAUUAUGAAGGCUGUCUGUCUAUUUAAAGUUCUGACCUUUUAGGUGGUCUGUUACUUCCCAA